Messenger RNA from Cucurbita pepo subsp. pepo (vegetable marrow), 1854 nucleotides. Its product is annotated as UDP-glucuronate 4-epimerase 6. Lineage: Eukaryota; Viridiplantae; Streptophyta; Magnoliopsida; Cucurbitales; Cucurbitaceae. The record is from RefSeq and is a predicted model, not a curated record.
GGCUAUAUUAAUCUUUCCACGCCCCUUUCAUUUCUUCAGAGCUCUACUUCUUCAUUUCAGAGCUCUUCCCUUCUCCUCCGCCAUUUUUGUUUUUUUUACAGACCUUCAAUUUCCUCAUCAAUGGCGUCUCCGCCGGACACCAGUAAAACCAUCAAGCUCGAGCGCUACAACAGCUAUCUCCGGAAACUCAACAGCACAAAACUCAUCAACGCCUCAUCUAAGCUUCUAUUCCGUGCUACUCUUCUCGUCGCUUUAAUUCUCGUCUUCAUUUUCACUAUCAAUUACCCGCCGCUGUCUGCCGACAGCGGCGGCGGUGGAAAUCACCUUCAUACUCACCGGAAUUUCAUCUCCUCGGCGUUUUACGGCGGGAGUGGUCAAGGAGGUGCGGCUUGGGAGAAACAAGUCCGGCAUUCCUCCACUCCUCGACGUCCUAAUGGGAUGUCCGUACUUGUUACCGGCGCGGCCGGUUUUGUGGGUUCGCAUUGCUCGAUGGCGUUAAAGAAGCGAGGCGACGGCGUUUUGGGAUUGGAUAAUUUUAAUAAUUAUUACGAUCCGUCGUUGAAACGAGCGCGUCAAUCUCUUCUUCUGAAACAUCAGAUUUUCGUUGUAGAAGGCGACUUAAACGACGCCGCAUUGCUGUCUAAACUGUUCGAUGUGGUCCCGUUUACGCAUAUCCUCCACCUGGCGGCUCAAGCCGGUGUCCGUUACGCUAUGCAAAACCCUCAAUCCUAUAUCAGUUCCAACAUUGCCGGUUUUGUGAACCUUCUAGAAGUCGCUAAAGCCGCCAAUCCACAACCGGCGAUUGUUUGGGCUUCGUCUAGCUCCGUCUACGGCUUAAACACUGAAAAUCCGUUCUCGGAGCUUCACCGGACUGACCAACCGGCGAGUCUCUACGCGGCGACGAAGAAAGCCGGAGAGGAAAUCGCUCAUACGUAUAAUCAUAUUUACGGACUGUCACUCACCGGACUCCGAUUCUUCACCGUUUACGGCCCGUGGGGACGCCCUGACAUGGCCUACUUCUUUUUCACUAAAGACAUCCUCCAAGGGAAACAAAUCGAUAUCUACAAAACUCAUGACGCGAAAGAGGUGGCGCGUGAUUUCACGUACAUCGAUGAUAUUGUAAAAGGCUGUUUGGGAGCGCUUGACACGGCGGAGAAGUCUACCGGCAGCGGCGGAAAGAAGAAAGCUCCGGCGCAGUUGAGGAUCUAUAAUUUGGGGAAUACGUCGCCGGUGCCGGUUGGGAAAUUAGUGUCGGUGCUUGAGAAUCUGUUGAAUACCAAAGCUAAAAAGCAUAUAAUUACCAUGCCACGAAACGGCGACGUUCCGUUUACUCACGCGAAUGUUAGUUUGGCGUUGAGGGAUUUCGGGUAUAAGCCAUCCACGGAUCUACCCACGGGGCUCCGAAAGUUCGUGAAAUGGUACGUUGGGUAUUAUGGAAUCCAGUCGAGGGUAAAAAAGGAAAUGGAAAAAAAUAGUAAUCAGUUGCCCGAGGAAUCCGCUUGAUUUUUUUUUUUUGAACUGUCGUCGUCAUCGUCACAUGGCCUUCGUCGACUUGUCGUUUCCUCUUUUUCUUUUUUUUUUUCUUACUUUUAUUAUUAUUAUUAUUAUCAUCAUUAUCGUGGUUUCGGCUGUAGAGGAUCGAAGGGAUCCACAGCUGUUGUUCAUGUUGUAGAAAAAAAAAAUAGAUAUUAAGUUAUAUUGGAAAAAUAAUAUUUUGUAAUUUAAUACGAAAAAAAAGGGGAAGAGAGAGAGAGAAGUUGUGGGGUCCACUGGAAUGGGUGUGGAUCUCAGCCGUUCGAUUUCUUGUAAUCACAGAUCAGAAAUGAUGACAUCAAAAUUUCCAUUUUCCAUCAA